Aureobasidium vineae is the source of this 4689-nucleotide messenger RNA. The record is from the annotation of a GenBank genome assembly. Lineage: Eukaryota; Fungi; Ascomycota; Dothideomycetes; Dothideales; Saccotheciaceae.
AUGUCCGAUUCUGGAGAUGAACUGAAUGUCGACCUCUCCCAAUGGAAGCCUCGCACCGUCAACACCGCUCCUCAGCUACCUGCUCCGGCGCCCAGGACCUUUGCCUCAAUUAACACUCCGGCCACUGCUCCUGACACAACCAACCAUUUCGAAGACGACGACCUGGAUAUUGACGCCAUCGUUGAGGGAAUCGCCGACGAUGAUGAUGAUGCUCUGCAACCUACAGCCUCUACUCCACCACUCCUCACAACCACCUCAAGAAACUCCAGGCAGACCGUCCAGGUUGUCAUCACCCAAGACCCCACCUUCAAUCGAGACGACUACACCGACUGUACAUAUGGUGCCAACAUCGUGCGCCGUGUAUUGAAAGAGAUUGCGAAGAACGAAGUUGUAUACUACAAUGUCGAGUUCGUCGAUAGACACACGGAGCAGCUGAUUGCUCCGGCACGCAAGGUCUCCUUCAACGAUCUAUUACAGUACGAAAAUGGCCAGGAAGCUCUACAAGAAUACACAGAGAAUGCUCGGGAUGGAGACGACUAUGCUGAAGAAGAUAGUGAGGUCGAACAGAUACAGCGCCCACGACCUAGCAAAUCUGGCUACGUCGAUACUGUCGAAGCCCUCGAAAAUCUUGAUGAAGAACAAGACUACCCCUCGCGCUCGAGUAAUUCGCGGAAAGCAAAGAAAUACGACAGCGACUCUGAAGAUGACGGUCCGGCUCCUCGUCGUUCUGGGAGAGUUGUUCCACCAAACCUCGACUCCAGAAGAAUCUCGAGACGAGUCAAGUCCAUAUCUCAAGCCGACUCAGAAGACGAGGAUGAUGAUGGCUUCAUCCUACAGUCCGAUGUCCUUCCCAGCAGAAAACGCAAGCGAUCUCUGAGGUCUCAUAGUGGCCCCAUUAGCUACGCCGAGGGCGACGAGGAUGAACUACAAUAUGACAACUCCAGACCUCGCACCUCACGACCUACAGGGCAGGGUGUCCGUCAAUCUGGUCGUUCGACCCGUCAUCAGGGCGACAUGCAGGAUCCAGGUGUUAACGACAUCUAUCGCUCCGAGUCGGAACCACGACCUGUCGCCCCUCCCAAGCCUGUUGGAGCUCGCGAGUCCUUCAAGGACUUGCCACGAUCUGAUCCAUUCCGCGCUCGUCACAUUCAGCACUGCGACUCAUGUCAAAACGGCACUAACUUUGCCCCUCUGAUUUACUGUCAAGGCUGUGUUUACGCAUAUCAUAAGAGUUGCAUUGGUCACCGCGGAUCGAGAGAGCAUCUGGUCACCAAAGUUGGUAAGCACGACUUUGUUCUUCAGUGUCGUCGCUGCGUCGCAUUCCCCAUGAAGAAAGACCCUACAGCUCCAGAUCAUGGAAGAUGCUCUGACUGUAAGCAGCAUGGCUCUUCCUGUGUUCCUUUCAGAGAGCGCAAGACUCCUCAACAGGAGCAAAAGGACCGUGAAGAGAACAACGGCGAAGACCCUGUCUGUGCUGUGCCUCAAAAGCUCAUCAACAACCCCGGAAACGUCAUGUUCCGCUGCACCACCUGCUCCAGGGGCUUUCACUUUGAGCACUUGCCGCCAAAGUCAGAUAGUCUGAUGGAUCUCGAUAGCGAUGAUGUGGCGACUCAAAGGCUUCAGGAUUACAGCCAAGACUGGAAAUGCAAGGAGUGUCUUGAUUGUCCGGGCAAAGUCGGAUCGCUUGUCGCCUGGAAGCCGGUUGACGAAGACAAUUACGACCCUAGCUAUGGCUAUGACAGGAUUCCUGAAGAUGAAAAGGCUUACCUUGUUCGCUGGGAUGGAAAGUCGUACUUCCAAGCUGCCUGGAUGCCCGGUCCUUGGGUUUGGGGCGCCGCAGCUGGAGCUAUGCGAAAGGCGUUUGCCAAACGAGAUGAAGCACGUCAACCGAAGAUGCGAACAGAGGACGCCAUUCCUGAGGACUAUCUUCGUAUCGACAUUGUGCUCGAUGUCAAAUACACGAGCAUCGUCAACAUCUCGACAGAAGAGAUUGACAAGGCACGUAUCCGUGAGGUCGACACAGCUCUAGUCAAGUACAAGGGUCUUGGCUAUGAAGAUGUCGUUUGGGAGAAGCCUCCUACACCUGACGACGCCGACCGAUGGACUGAUUUUGUUGUUGCUUACAAUGACUGGGUGCUCGGUAGAUUCGUGAAACAACCCAAGCCACAGCAACUCAAGACAAGACUCGAAAAGGCAAGAUCUUUCGACUUUGCUGCCAAGCUCGAGAAAAGGAAGCAACCCAGCAACAUCACCGGAGGAGAGCUCAUGAAGUACCAGAUGGAAGGUCUCAACUGGCUCUACUACAAGUGGUACACGCACAAGAACGCCAUCUUGGCCGACGAGAUGGGUCUUGGAAAAACCAUCCAGAUCAUCUCUUUCCUCGCCACCCUAGUCCAGGAUUGGAACUGUUUCCCUUUCUUGGUCGUGGUGCCCAACUCGACUUGUGCCAAUUGGCGCCGUGAGGUCAAGCAAUGGACUCCUUCUCUGAGAGUUGUUGCAUACUUCGGAAGCAAAGAAGCUCGCGAUCUCACUUACCGCUACGAACUCUUCGCUCGUGAUAGUAGGGAGCUGAGAUGUCACAUCGUGGUCACGUCGUACGACUGCGCUGCGGAUGAUAGCGCUCGCAAGUUCUUCAAGUCUAUCCCUUGGCAAGCACUUAUCGUGGACGAAGGACAACGCCUGAAGAGCGACAAGUCACAACUCUACUCUGCACUGGCAUCUUUGAAAGCUCCCUUUAAAGUCCUCCUGACUGGUACGCCUUUGCAGAACAGUGCGCGUGAGCUGUUCAACCUUCUACAAUUCCUCGACGACACAUUUGAUGCUAGUCAGUUGGAAGAGAAGUUCCAAGAACUUGACCAAGCCAAGAUUCAGGAGCUGCAUGGAAUAACACGUCCCUUCUUCUUGCGCCGCACCAAAGCUCAGGUCCUUACCUUCCUUCCACCCAUGGCUCAAGUCAUCGUGCCAGUCUCGAUGUCGACUGUUCAGAAGAAGCUGUACAAGACGAUUCUUGCCAAGAAUCCUGAUCUUAUGCGAGCUAUCUUCCAGGGAGCAAAGGAGCUCAGACCUACAGAACGCGCUAGUUUGAACAACAUCCUCAUGCAGCUGCGCAAAUGUCUUUGCCACCCCUUCGUCUACAGUACAGAGAUUGAGGAGAGGAAUGUGUCACAAGCUGUCAGCCAUCGCAAUCUUGUUGACGCUAGUGGAAAGCUACAACUGCUCGCGACACUUCUACCUAAGCUUAAGGAGCGCGGGCAUCGUGUCUUGAUCUUCUCUCAGUUCCUUGACAUGCUCACGAUGGUGGAAGACUUCCUCGAUGGUAUGCAGAUGAGAUGUCAACGUCUUGAUGGCACCAUUAGCAGUCUGGAGAAGCAGAAGCGUAUUGACGAGUUCAACGCACCUGAUUCUCCAUUGUUUGCUUUUCUGCUCUCUACUCGUGCUGGAGGUGUGGGUAUCAAUUUGGCCACCGCAGACACAGUUAUCAUCCUGGAUCCUGACUUCAACCCUCACCAAGACAUUCAAGCUCUCAGCCGAGCCCAUCGUAUUGGUCAGAAGAAGAAGGUUCUUUGUUUCCAGAUCGUCACUCGUGCCAGUGCCGAGGAGAAGAUCAUGUCUUAUGGUAGACGCAAGAUGGCUCUAGACCAUGUCUUGAUCGAGCAGAUGGAUGCGGAAGAUGCCACAGACCGUGACCUCGAAGGCAUUCUUCGUCACGGCACCAAGGAGUUGUUCGAUGACGACGGAGACAAAGACAUUAAGUACGACUCGGCCUCGAUUGACAGAUUGCUCGAAGUUAGUCACAUCGAGCACACGAAGGCUGGUGAAGACAACUCCGCAGAAUCUACCUUCUCCUUCGCAAGAGUCUGGGCCAACAACGAGCUGGAAGAGACAGCGAUCGAAGGUCCAGAGGCAGCAGAGGUGGCUCCUGACCGUGACGUUUGGGACAAGAUUCUCAAAGAGCGAGAAAAAAUUGCAGCAGUCGAAGCUGCCGUUGCGGAACAGGCAUUUGGAAGGGGCCGUCGCACCAAAGCAGUACUGUAUUCCCUUUUGGCUUUGAUCGAAUAUUUGCUGACUUAUCACAGNACUAUCGACUACGGCGAUGGCACCAACCAAGAUGGCCCCGAUACUGUGGAAGGACCCAAAGACAUUGAUGAAGGCUCACCUGUUCGUGUCUCCAAGCGGGCACAAUUAGACGAGGAGAACGAUACAGACUUCCAAGCCGUCAGUGAUGAGGAGAGCGUUGCAGCAGAAGAAGUCGAGGAUGUUGUUGAUCCGGCAGAACUGUAUAUCCCUGAUCAACCAAAGACAGCGUCAAAACUGAUCAGACCAACCGGUAAGGAAUUCUCCUUGAAGAAAACCCCCACCAAACCACGCAAGAGUCCAAAGAGGACCAAAAGUGCGGUAUCAACACCUAANAAGAAAGCGGCCUCAACGCCCAAGAAAAAGAAGCGUGUCGCGACUGCCACACCUGGUUCAGCACCCAGGAAAGCUCAGACUCCCUUCACCCCCACAAUGUCCAAUGCUAGAAAGGCGAGAGAGGCACAGAUGAAUGUCCAACAGUACGGCGCAGCCGCAGCAGCAGCAGGUUAUAUUGAUCUCACUGCUGAUAGCGACGAUGAUGUGUCCAUCGUCGGCAUACAAGCUCUGCCGCCUCCACCUCCAUAUCAACAAGCAGAAGACGAAGCAGUGAUCUGA